AUGGAGUCGAUGGUGCUGGAUCUCAAUGCCGAGUCGCCGACGGCCGGCUCGGCCUCGGCCACCUCGAGCUCCACCGGCGUCUUCCGGUUCGACCUGCUCGGAGGGAUACCCGACGAGGAGGGUUGCUCGCCCUCGCCGCCCAUCGUGACGCGCCAGCUCUUCCCCUUGCCGUCGUACCCGGACGCUGCUGCAGCUCGGGCUCCCACCGCCGCCUCGACGGCGUCGAACGGGUCGCCGCCGCCAUGGGCGCGCCGCGCAGCGGAUCUCGGGCCGCCGGCGCCGGCGCUGGCACAGGGGGCGGUGGUACCUGCGCCUUCGUCGCCCGCGGCUGUGCCUCCUGCCGCCGGGAAGAAGAGCCGGCGGGGGCCCAGGUCGCGGAGCUCGCAGUACAGGGGCGUCACCUUCUACAGGAGGACCGGCCGCUGGGAGUCACACAUCUGGGACUGCGGGAAGCAGGUCUACCUGGGCGGAUUUGAUACUGCCCACGCCGCAGCAAGGGCCUAUGAUCGCGCCGCGAUCAAGUUCAGAGGCCUUGACGCAGACAUCAACUUCCAGUUGAAGGACUAUGAGGAUGAUUUGAAGCAGAUGAGGAAUUGGACCAAGGAGGAGUUUGUUCACAUGCUCCGACGUCAAAGCACUGGGUUUGCCAGGUGGAGCUCAAAGUACCGGGGUGUGACACUACACAAGUGUGGUCAGUGGGAAGCUCGGAUGGAUCAGCUUCUUGGAAAGAAGUACAUCUACCUUGGGCUGUUUGACAGUGAAAUCGAAGCAGCAAGAGCAUAUGACAGGGCAGCCAUUCGCUUCAACGGACCGGAUGCUGUUACAAACUUUGAUUCUAGUUCCUAUGAUGGAGAUGUCCCACUUCCACCUGCAAUUGAGAAAGAUGUGGUUGAUGGGGACAUCCUUGAUCUGAAUUUGAGGAUUUCACAACCUAAUGUGCAUGAUCUCAAAAGUGAUGGUACCCCGACUGGUUUUGGAUUAGGUUGUAAUUCUCCUGAAGCUUCAAGCUCCAUUGUUUCUCAGGAUCUCUUCAAUUGGAUGGGUUUUCAUGAGUUGCUUUGUCAGGAGAUAGUUCAUGGUCAGGAUCAAGAACUGCAGGUUACUUUCUUUGACAAAACCAAGGAUGAGAAAGUGCACAUAGAUUUUGAUUCUGCUCUGUUACAUACAUUUGAUGUGUAUUGGGACUGUAGGAAGCUGCCACUGAUUGUACAAGUUGUUGACAUUGGUCCUCGUUUGUUAUGGUCUCAAUUUUCCAGUACUGAUGCCUCUGUUGAUAGUCAGUCUCUUAUUAGCACACAGCAGAGUCAGGUCAAUUGUCUGCCACUAGCUAUGAUUUUGCCUGAUGAUAUUCCAGUGCCUAAUCCAGUAGAUCAUAAUGCUGAAGCUGUUCAUAUUCCAGAAUGUGUUAGUAACCCUGAUGUUGCUGCUGAUACUGAGGUUGAUAAUCCUGAUGUGGCUGCUAAUCCUGAUGUGGCUGCUAAUCUUGAUGGAGAUGGUAAUCCUGAGGUUGAUAAUCCUGAUGUGUCUGUCAAUCCUGAUGUGGCUGCUAAUCUUGAUGGAGAUGGUAAUCCUGAGGUUGAUGCUAAUCCUAAAGUGUUACAUUCAGUGUUUCAUCCCAUGCAGCCUGACAUUGUUUCCUUUGUUGCUAACUGCAGAGCAGCAGGAAGGCCAAGGAAGAGAAGGAUGGUUGGAGUUGAAGAGGGUGGGUCAACCAGCAAGGGCAAGAGAAGGUGUAAAAGGUGUGGUGGACUUGGCCACCUCCAGACGACCUGCAAUGAAACUGUCCUAGACCCUGAUGCACCACCACCUGCACCACCAAAGAAGAAGAAAAUGACUUACAAGCCAAAAGUGGUUGAGAUUAUAGAAACCAGAGAUGAUCCAUCUAAGAAGAAGAAGAGGAAACUAUGCAGUAAGAAGAAGACAACUCCAACUGAGCCUACACCUCCUGAUCAAACUAUGCAGGUUCCAAAUUCCCCGGUCACUAGGAGGCAGGCCAAACAACAAGUGGCAGAUAGCCCAAGGGCAGUGACUAGGAGUCAGGCUACCUCAACGCUGACAUCCAGUCCAAGCGCAUGCACUAGGAGGAAGAGGGCCCUGAUGGAUGUCUAG
Messenger RNA from Miscanthus lutarioriparius, 2109 nucleotides. The record is from the annotation of a GenBank genome assembly. Lineage: Eukaryota; Viridiplantae; Streptophyta; Magnoliopsida; Poales; Poaceae.